UUCAAUAGUGAACUUGCAUUUUGUUUGUUAGUCUUUGAUAUUAUAUGGUCUUUGCUUAUCGUUUUGUAUCUUCACUCUCUUGACAUCUCUCUUUAUUAGGCUAGGAUUUGAGGUUAAACUUUCAUUUUCUUUGAAUCUUUCACUAACUGGGCUUCUCUACUGCUACUUACUUAUAGAUGGGUUUCAACUUUCAAGUUAAAUACCAAACCUAAUUAUAACUUUAAAGUUUGUCUCACGUCUUUUGCUCUUAAAUUGUGAAUUUUGAGCCUUUAGCUUCGCUAGAAAGUGGAAGCUGAGCCAUGUCCAUGGCGUCUUCUUCUCUUGCGACCCAAUCCUUUUUUUCUUCCUUUCCUCUAUCUCACCGACUUCACUUCCCUGUACCUUAUCUUCUUCUUCGUUCUUCUUUCUUUCGAAAACCACUUAGUCUCUCUGCUACUUCCCCUUCGUCAUCUUCUUCUUCUCCUUCCAUUUUCCUCUCCUGCUUCGAUGACGCUUUGCCAGAUAAGAUCCAACAACCAGAAAAUUCGACAAUCAAUAGCGAAGAAAGUGAAUGUGAAGAAGAAGAUGAUGAAGAAGGAGAUGAUUUCACAGACCCAAUUCUUAAAUUCUUCAAGUCACGAACUUUAACAUCAGAAUCAACUGCAGACCCAGCUCGAGAAUCCAAAUUCUCCCUCCAGAAGAAUCGUCGAACUUCCUGGCAUUUAGCUCCAGACUUCGCUGACCCCGAAACUGAAAUCGAGUCUAAGCCUGAGGAAUCCGUCUUUGUGACAAACCAACAAACACUUGGUGUGCAUAUUCCAUUCGAAAGUGGCGUCGCUAGGGAAAUCUUGGAACUUGCUAAGAAUUUGAAAGAGAAUCAAACUUUGGGAGAGAUGUUAUCAGGUUUCGAAAGAAGGGUUAGUGAUACAGAGUGUGUAGAGGCAUUAGUGAUGAUGGGUGAAUCUGGUUUUGUGAAGAGUUGUCUAUAUUUCUAUGAGUGGAUGAGUUUACAAGAACCUUCCCUUGCUUCGCCUCGUGCUUGCUCUGUGUUGUUUACAUUGCUCGGUAGAGAAAGAAUGGCUGAUUACAUUCUGCUUCUGCUAAGUAAUUUACCAGAUAAGGAAGAGUUUAGAGAUGUUCGUCUCUACAAUGCCGCCAUUUCUGGUCUCUCAGCUUCUCAAAGGUAUGAUGAUGCUUGGGAAGUGUAUGAAGCUAUGGAUAAGAUCAAUGUGUAUCCGGACAAUGUUACAUGUGCUAUAUUGAUCACAACCUUGAGGAAAGCAGGACGAAGUGCGAAAGAAGUUUGGGAGAUAUUCGAGAAGAUGAGUGAGAAAGGUGUGAAGUGGAGUCAGGAUGUUUUCGGUGGCCUUGUGAAGUCGUUUUGUGAUGAAGGGCUUAAAGAAGAAGCUCUUGUGAUUCAAACAGAGAUGGAGAAGAAAGGUAUCCGUUCAAACACGAUUGUGUAUAAUACGUUGAUGGAUGCUUACAACAAAUCCAACCACAUAGAAGAAGUGGAAGGUCUUUUUACUGAAAUGAGAGAUAAAGGCUUGAAGCCUUCGGCUGCAACUUAUAACAUUCUUAUGGAUGCUUAUGCUAGAAGGAUGCAGCCUGAUAUCGUUGAGACACUUCUGCGGGAGAUGGAGGAUUUAGGUUUAGAGCCAAAUGUGAAAUCGUACACGUGUUUGAUUAGUGCGUAUGGGAGGACGAAGAAGAUGAGUGAUAUGGCUGCUGAUGCUUUCCUGCGGAUGAAGAAAGUAGGUUUGAAACCUUCUUCACAUUCUUACACAGCUCUUAUUCAUGCUUACUCGGUUAGCGGGUGGCACGAAAAAGCUUAUGCUUCCUUUGAAGAGAUGUGUAAGGAGGGGAUUAAACCGUCGGUUGAAACAUACACAUCAGUUCUUGAUGCAUUCAGACGAUCAGGCGACACUGGAAAGCUGAUGGAAAUUUGGAAACUAAUGCUGAGAGAAAAAAUCAAAGGGACACGGAUAACAUAUAACACUCUUCUCGAUGGGUUUGCCAAGCAAGGACUCUACAUUGAAGCAAGGGAUGUUGUAUCUGAGUUUAGUAAAAUGGGUUUGCAGCCGAGUGUCAUGACUUACAAUAUGCUGAUGAAUGCAUACGCACGGGGAGGACAAGAUGCAAAACUGCCGCAACUGUUGAAGGAAAUGGCUGCUCUUAACUUAAAACCUGAUUCCAUCACAUAUUCAACAAUGAUCUACGCGUUUGUUCGUGUUCGAGACUUCAAAAGGGCAUUCUUUUACCACAAGAUGAUGGUUAAAAGCGGGCAAGUACCAGACCCAAGGUCCUAUGAGAAACUUAGGGCGAUUCUGGAAGACAAGGCAAAGACAAAGAACAGAAAGGAUAAGACUGCCAUACUUGGUAUAAUUAAUAGCAAAUUCGGUCGGGUUAAAGCUAAGACGAAGGGGAAGAAAGAUGAGUUUUGGAAGUACAAGACGAAUCGAACUACUUCUCCUGGUCGUCACCGAUCUUGAAGGUAGCCUAAAAGCUAUAUAAAUGCUUUAGUGGUACAUAGUGAGGAUUCUCAAGCUAUACGAAUCUAGUUGUAUUCAAUAUAUGUUCCUCUGUUCUUUGUACUUAUAGCCUUAUUUAUUAGCAUUCUAAUUUUUUAUGUUCCUAGGACAUACCUUGGUCAUGUGUAGUAAAAAGUGCAAAAGUUUAGCUUUAUUAUUCCGACAAG
Messenger RNA from Arabidopsis thaliana (thale cress), 2677 nucleotides. Its product is annotated as Pentatricopeptide repeat (PPR) superfamily protein. Bases 300 to 2471 code for a protein of 723 amino acids. Lineage: Eukaryota; Viridiplantae; Streptophyta; Magnoliopsida; Brassicales; Brassicaceae. The record is from RefSeq and is marked reviewed. Gene Ontology annotation, cellular component: chloroplast. The transcript is spliced from 2 exons.